Molecule: messenger RNA, 2581 nt
Organism: Sipha flava (yellow sugarcane aphid)
Lineage: Eukaryota; Metazoa; Arthropoda; Insecta; Hemiptera; Aphididae
Gene: Atf6
Product: cyclic AMP-dependent transcription factor ATF-6 alpha
Exons: 14
Coding region: 500-2425 (641 amino acids)
Biological process (GO): regulation of transcription by RNA polymerase II; endoplasmic reticulum unfolded protein response
Cellular component (GO): nucleus
Molecular function (GO): RNA polymerase II cis-regulatory region sequence-specific DNA binding; DNA-binding transcription factor activity, RNA polymerase II-specific
Source: RefSeq, a predicted model, not a curated record
ACAUAACCUUCUAAAAGUACUGUUAUUACGAAUCUUUAAUCUUUUGUAAAUGGUAGCUUUUAAAAAUUACUAUCCAAAAAAAAUUAUUUACCGGGUCUCCUCUACUACUGAUAAUUUAUUAUAAAAAAUUUGCUAAAUGACCAAUUGUUAAGUGGCUACACUGACUACUGAGUAGAAUCUAACAUGUAUAAUAUAAGUGACUACCUUCAUUAUGUAUUUUCAAAACGUAAGCAGUAAAGUGGAAUAACCAAUAACAAAUUAUUUAUCACAGCCGGCAUAUGGAUAACAGUUCAAAUGUAUAUUGUGAAUAAAUGACAAUUAUUAUUAUAAUCCAAAUUAUGUUAUUUGUUGAUUAAACUAUAAUACUUAUUAGUGUUUUUAAUUUUUAUUAAUAAUUUCAAUACAAAUUAUUGAAUGAAUGUUUUAAGUUAGGAUUCAAGAAGUCAGUUUUUUUUAAUACAAUAUUUUUUUUUAUUAUAAAUAAAUAUUGUUUAUAGCAAUGUCUAAAUUAGAUUCUAAUGAUGAUGGUUCUACUUGGCCUUGGUAUUACAAUGAAUUAAAAAUGAUGGAUGUAUUAGUUGAACCUAAAGAUGAAUUACUUAGAUUUGAUGAGUUGAAGGUAGAACCAUUUUCUCAAUAUUAUGGAGAUGACUUAAAAUUUAAUUCAGAAAUCAAUGAUCUCAACAAUGAUUUAACAAUGCAAUGGAACAUCGAAUCUUGUUUUGGAAAUGGUAUUGAUUUGGAACAAAAUGAUUUAUCUCCUCCAUCAUCUCCUUCAUCUAGUGGAUCAACACCUAGUGGUGAUUCUCAAUCUUCAUUUGAUUCAAAUCAAGUAUCGUCAAGAAUAUUAUCACCAAAUAUAAGUUACGAGAAUAAUAUUAGAAAUGUUUGUACUACCAAUACUGUAAUAGCCCCAAAAUGUAUAAAUCAAAACGAAAAAAAUUCAAAACUGAAAAUAUUACCAGCUCCAAUUAAACCAGCAUUAAAUACUCAUAGUUCUUCUAAUACCAAUAAUUCUUUAUUAUAUAAUAAUUUUAAUGUUUCUUCAAUGCUGACUGAUCAAACAAAUCAAUCAUCAAUUACAGUUUCAAAAUCUUUUGUUCCAAGAAAAAUUAUACUUACUCCUGAUCAAUUUUCAAAAAUAACCAAAUUACAAAAACAGAAACAAGCUGAUUUACGCAUAUCAACCGUACCACUAGUAUCAAGUACAUCAUCAGAAGUAAAUACUCGAUUAUCAUUGCCAGUUGUAGAAGUUGAUCCAAUAAAAUCUAGAUGUAAUUCUUCUACCACUUUACAAUAUAAUCAAAUCAGUGCAAUAAAACGCCAUCAACGAAUGAUAAGAAAUCGAGAAGCAGCAAGUUUAUCUCGUAAAAAGAAAAAAGAAUAUUUAACAUCUUUAGAAGAAAAAAUAAGCAUACUACAUAAAGAAAAUUUAGAACUAAAAAUUGAAAAUUCAGCAUUAAAAGAAAGGCUUAAAAUUUUUGAUAAAUUAUCUUCAAUGACCGAUAGACCUUUAAUCAAAAGAGUAAAAAAGGCUACAGCUAUACUAUCUGUAGUUUUAAUGAUUUCCUUAAAUGUUGCACCUUUAGGACUUUUUAAUUCAAGGCAAAUUGAUAAUUCCAUGAUAAAAAUGAAUUUGGGUAAAAAUUUCAAAACAAAAAGUAUUGAAAACUUAAAUUUUCAAAGUAGAAAUUUGUUGUGGUCAAGUGAUUUCGAAGACAUCAAUUCAACAUUAAAUAUUACCGAGCAUCUGAUGUGCCCAACUUUCAUAAACAUUUCAGAAUCAAAAAGAAUUGAUAGUGAAUUGCGAAAAUGGAUUGAACCAAGGAAUUUGAAGCUGUUGAAUGAUAACUUAUCAAUGGUUUAUGUUGAACCAAAAAUUAUUAGUACUAAUAUUGAACAAGCUAAAAAUAAUGAAUAUGUUGCAAAGAAAGAUAAAAAAAUGGAUACAAUUCCAAAAAGAAAUUUUAAAAAAAGAAAGCAUAUUCCCUCAAGUAAUGAUUUCAUAGAAAUAUUUGGGCACUUGAAAUUAAAUAGCAAAGAAAGUUUAUUUGACUCCAUUGAAAGGCAAGAUGAUACAUUUUAUGUUGUAUCAUUUUCUGGGGAUCAUUUACUAUUACCACCCAGCCACAAUGCUUCUAAUACUACCAUUCGACCAAAAAUGUCACUUGUUUUUCCUACUUUAUCAUCAAAUGGUUCAGAUUUUGUCACUAUGAUUCAAAUUGAUUGUGCUGUAACUGAUACUAAAACAUUACAGAUACGAGAUAUUCAUUUAAGACAUAAUGAUUUUAAAAAUAACAUUUCUUCUAAUUCAAAACAACAUCAUGAUCAUAGAAACAAUAUAGCACACAAACCCUAUUUUGUACAAAAAAACUAUCGUGGUUCAAUGUUUAGUAAAAUGAAUCAAGAACUUCCAAGUUACUAAAUAUUUCUAAAUUUAAUACACUGUCUUAUCAAAUUCAAGGACCAUACAUCAAGUCUCAAAUUGCUAUGACUAUGAAAUGCAAUUUUUACUCCAUAAGUAUAAUUUUAAUUUUAUAUUGUUAAAAUGUAUCCAUACUAGUAUUGAAUUCUUUAAAAU